CGCAGCAUCGCUGACGAGCCUUCCAAGUAAACAGCUGCUGCUUUCUGUCAGCGACACCUCGGCGUCUAACAACAUGGAGGCAAGACUUCCACCCUGAAGGACCUUCGUCUACUCGGCUUAUGUUCCCCGGGGGUGUUUGCUUGGCCCCAAGAAGAUGCUGUGCCUUAAAGUCCACUUUGGCCAGACACUUGUUAGCUAGCGAACGGCGACUGCUAACGCUAGCUUAGCUCGGCUAACUUGCUCGCACGCCGGCGGGUUUUAAUUUAGUUUAUUUUGUUGUCAAUAUGGCGCACAUUCACUACAAGUUCUCCUCCAAGCUCAGCUACGACACGCUGCUGUUCGACGGGCCGCACAUCUCCCUGGCCGACCUGAAGGAGCAGAUUAUGGGCAGGGAGAAGCUGCGAGCCGGCUGCGACCUGCAGAUCACCAACGCGCAAACCAAAGAAGAGUACACGGAGGAGGGAGGUCUCAUCCCCAAAGGAUCUUCCGUGAUUGUCCGAAGGGUCCCUGGAGUCCGGAGUGGUCCAGUGAAGAAGACUCUCAACAUUGAGAGAUUAGAUGUCCACAGUCACCGCAUCUCUGGAAACAUCAGAGCAAUGGACGACCACAGCUCCACCAACGCUUUGCCUUUAUUCUCCAAGAUGGUGAACCUGGCAGAUGCCGACGUGCCGGAGGAUGAGAAGAUCAAAGUGGUGAUGAACCAGUCCUCGUACGACCCCACGCUAUACCACAAGACGUUUGGUGCACCGCUGCCUGCGAACUACACCUGCUACCGCUGUGGCAACACCGGACAUCAUAUCAGGCACUGUCCCACCAGCGGGGAUAAAAACUUUGAAGCUCCUCCGAAGAUGAAGAAGAGCACGGGCAUCCCUCGUUCCUUCAUGUUUGAGGUGGACGACCCGACCACCAAGGGGGCCAUGCUGACCAACUGUGGACGUUACGCAAUCCCUGCCAUAGAUGCUGAGGCGUACGCCGUGGGCAAGAAGGAGAAGCAUCCGUUUAUCCACCAAGAGCCUGAGCCAGAGGAGGAGAAGGAAGCUGUGCCUGAAGAACUGCAGUGUCUGAUCUGUGGUGACCUGCUGGUGGACGCCGUGGUCAUUCCCUGCUGCGGGAACAGUUACUGCGACGACUGUAUUCGCACCGCCCUGCUGGAGUCCGAGGGACACGUCUGUCCCACCUGCAACCUAGCGGACGUCUCCCCCGACUCGUUGAUCACCAAUAAAUUCCUCAGACAGGCUGUGAAUAACUUCAAGAAGGAGAAGGGCUACAGCAGAAGUCUGGGAAAGACGUCUACCGCUCCCCAGUCCCUGGGUUCCGCGCCAACACCGAGUCCUGUGCCCCACAAAAUCCACCUGUUGAACAACACUCUGCAGUCUGAGAUCAGCCAGCCUGGGGCUCAUUCUGCAGUCAGCCUACCAAACCAGCUACCUUCCAAUGAAACAAAGACACAAGAUCCUUUGGUCCCUUCUGUGCUGCCAUCAAACCAAGCUUGCACGCCUGUUCACACCGACCCCAAGCAGCACGCAGGUCCAGGCCCAGGCAGCAUGUACAGCAGCUCCUCCUCGUCCUCAGUUUGUCCCACUGGACUCCCUGCUGAACCCCCCUCCUCCUCCCACCCACCCGCUCUGCCUCCUCUGUUCUCCAGCCAUCACUUCCAUCCCUUCCACCCAGGUCAGCGACACCCAAGUCAUCCCAACUGGACUCAGCCGAGCCCUCAGGUGCCCCACAUGCCUCCCCUCCUGCCCUCCUCCAUGCCUCCCCUCACCCAGAGGGACUGGUUCAGUCAUCAGCACCAAGAGAGAGAAAGGUCUCCGCACGCACGGUCCUCCCGCAGACACUCCUCUCGUUCCAAGUCCAAAUCCUCUCGCUCUUCCAGCAGAUCCAGUCGAUCCCGGUCCAGAUCUCAUGGCAGAUCAAGACCCAGGUCCCCGUACUCCCGGCACAAAGUCCCGCACAGUCGCUCCUACAGCUACGGCUACAAGAGGUCCCGCUCGCCCACGCCGUCCUCCUCAUCUUCACCCCGCCAGGGCUCCCAAUCCGAGCGUAGACACCGCCAUCACAGCAAAAGGUCUUCUCACAGCAGCCACAAAUCCAGCAGACGAGCGGACCACUCGCCAUCGCCAGGGAGGACGACGACGGGCGACCCCGGUCGGCGUCACGCCAGCCUGGACGCUGGGGGCGAUCACUACCAGCAGUGGAAGCUCCAGUACAAGGAGUGGUACGAGAAGUACUUCAGCAGCUACGUCAGCCACUACCACCACCUGCCACCUCCACUCCUCUCCCUUCCUCCUCCCCCGAAUCCCAUGUGGGCGGAGCAAGUGGAGAACCAAGCCAGCCGCGGGUUGGACGCCCCUGCGGCGGACCGCCGCUCCCCUCCGUCCCAGUCGUCCAGCGAGAGUCGCUCUGCCUCAUCCAGUCGCUCUCCGCCGUCUGCCUCUUCCAGCGACUGCAGCUCGCCGCCGUCUGAAGGCUCCGCCCCUCGGCGGGGGAGUGCCAAGAAGGACCGCCACGCACAUUUCAAAAGCGAGCGCAAGAGGACGAGGAAGGACGAAGACGAAAAGACGUGUUCGGCGGACGUCAAGGACAGGAAGGAGAAGAAGAAGCGUCGCACCGAGUCCAUGGCGGCCGGCGACCAAAUUGACCUGCGAGCUGAGAGAAAGGGGGAAGGAAAAGAAAGAGAAGGUGCAAAGAAAAGUAGAAGAGGCCAGGAUGAGGAGAGGCGUCGCAGCAAAGGGGAGAAGGACUCGCACUCUGAGGGCGGAAGGAUAGAACGGGAGGACCAGAAGAAAAGGAACAGAGAGAGUGGCGGGAAGAAAGCACUUCCUGUCAGAACCACGGACAUCUGGCAGCCGGGGAUGAAAGUGAAACCGCAGAAGAAAAUUAGCAUCAACAUCAAUCUGGACGGUAAGAAACCCGCAGAAAAAAGUCAAAUACGACAAUCGUCUCCUUCUGAGAGGACGGUGGAGAAACCCCAGGAAGACAUGGAGGUGAUGGGAGAUGAUGACACGUCACAGGCAAACAUUCCAGACGCUGAACUAGAAAGCAAAGCCGUGGGAGAAGAAGAUGAAGAUGUCACCUUGUCACUGGAGCAGGAGGAACCUACAGCUGAGGAAGAAAUACGUGUGGAGGACAUCUGGCAGGCGGGGAUGAAAGUGAAACCGCAGAAGAAAAUUAGCAUCAACAUCAAUCUGGACGGGAAGAAGCCCGCAGAAAAAAGUCAAAUACGGCAAAUGUCUCCUUCUGAGAGGACGGUGGAGAAACCCCAGGAAGACAUGGAGGUGAUGGAAGAUGGUGACACGUCACAGGCAAACAUUCCAGACGCUGAACUAGAAAGCAAAGCCGUGGGAGAAGAAGAUGAAGAUAUCACCUUGUCACUGGAGCAGGAGGAACCUACAGCUGAGGAAGAAAUACGUGUGGAGAACAUCAGCCAUGAGGAGGACGUGACUGAAGAUGGUGACACGUUGAAGGCAGAACCUUCAGAAACUGAACCAGAAAGCAAAGCAGUGGGAGAAGAUUAUGAAGAUGUCACCAUGUCACUGGAGCAGGAGGAAGAAUCCACUGUGGGACAGAAAGAAGAUGGUGACACGUCACAGGGAAACAUUCCAGACUCUGAACAUCAGCAAGAGACUGAAACAGACCGAGAAAACAAACAAGUGAAAAAAGAUGAAAACAAGGUAGAAGAUGUCAUCAUGUCACUGGAGCAGGAGGAACCUACAGCUGAGGAAGAAAUACGUGUGGAGAAUAUCAGCCAAGAGGGGGACGUGACUGAAGAUGGUGACAAGUUGGAGGCAGAACCUUCAGAAAGUGAACAAGAAUGCAAAGCAGUAGAAAAAAAAGAUGAAGAUGUCACCAUGUCACUGGAGCAGGAGGAACCUACAGCUGAGGAAGAAAUAAGUCUGGAGAAUAUCAGCCAAGAAGAGGACGUGACUGAAGAUGGUGACAAGUUGGAGGCCAAGAUUCCAGACUCUGAACAUAAGCAAGAGACUCAAACCAACCAAGAAAGCAAACAACUGAAAGAAGAUGAAAAUAAUUUAGAAGAGGUCAUCACGUCUCUCGAGCAGGAGGAACUUACAGCUGACAAAGAAAUAAGUGUGGAGGACGUGACUGAAGAUGGUGACAAGUUGGAGGCAGAACCUUCAGAAAGUGAACCAGAAAGCAAAGCAGUAGAAAAAGAGGAUGAAGAUGUCACCUUGUCACUGGAGCAGGAGGAACCUACAGCUGACAAAGAAAUAAGUCUGGAGAAUAUCAGCAAAUGGCAGGAAGUGACUGAAGAUGGUGACAAUUUGGAGGCCAAGAUUCCAGGAAGUGAACAUCAGCAAGAGACAGAAACAGGCCGACAAGUGAAAAAAGACAAAAACAAUUUAGAAGAUGUCAUCAUGUCUCUCAAGCAGGAGGAACUUAGAGCUGACAAAGAACUGAUUGUGGAAAACUGCAGCAAUGAGGAGAUGUUUCCACCUGAUGAGCUGCAAGGAGCAGAGAAGACUCCAGAAGCUGAGAGAGCGGAUGAGAGCGUGAAGGAGGAGGAAGAGGACAGGAGUGAGACAAAGGGAGACCAAGAAUGUGUCACUACUGAAGAUGAGCGCACACGUGAGGAAAACUUGCCAGCAAACUGGAAAGAGGAAGUAAAGAUGAUGAAGAUCAGCCAUGAAGAAGAUGCUCUGAUGAGGAUGUCACACUCCAGUGAAGAAGAAGACAAAGCUGACAGCGGCACUCUCCCAGCGGACUGCACAGGAAGUGAGGAGUUUGCAGAGGCAACGGUUGCCAUGACGACGCCCCCACGGCAACACCUGCGCCAUGAAGGCCUCGUCAUACGUGAAGUCGUGCAGGUUCCCUUCUUGCAGUACGAGAAAGAAGACGGUGAUGACGACCAACAGGAAGUCCUUUCAUCAUCACAGAGUCUGGACCAGAAGACCACCAUGGAAGGUGCUGAGAAAGCAAGUCCCUCUAGUGGUGGUGACAUCAGGGACGAGGAGUCUUCAAGUAAUUUCUUGUCCAAUCAUCACGCUGACCAGGACACGGCACAGGAAGAUGGACUCUUGCUUCUUCUCGGUGGAAACUCAAAGAAGGAUCCUGCAAGUACGGACCACCACCACGACCGACCUUCUCGCUCUCACGCCUCAGGAAGACCACAAGGACGCUCGGAGCUCAGCUGGUCCAGGAUCAGCGCCGCCAGACCCUCUGUGAGCCGCAGGGCCGAGAGGUCGAGACCCAAAGCCGAAAGCCGGGAGGAGCAGUGGAGGAAGUACAAGCUGGAGAAGAUGCUGAAGGAAGGCCAGGAGGAGAGAGCGAGGAAGGAGGAAGACCAGGACCAAGGCGAGAGACGGGAGAGUAGUCUUUGCUCCUCAUCCAGCGUGAAGAUGAGCCAAGAUGUGAGGAGGACAAAGAAGCACCAGAAGGAGAAAAGUUCUUCCCUGGUGGUGAUUCCUCCAUGAACUUUUUGCACUUUAUUAUUCUUUAGAAUGAAUCAUGAAUCUAUGAUUGAACUGCCAUCACUGAAUGAAUGAUUAUUCAUCAUUCAUGUAUUCAUGCUGUGGGUUUUCUUAUUUCCACUUUUCAUUUGGGAAAAUAAUUACUUGCUGCUAAUGAGCUGAAACAGCGUUUUUUUUUUCUUCCUGUUUUGAUGGAAAUAAAAUAAAAGUUGCGAAUGAA
This is a messenger RNA of Entelurus aequoreus (snake pipefish), 5649 nucleotides long. Its product is annotated as E3 ubiquitin-protein ligase RBBP6-like. The transcript has 19 exons. Gene Ontology annotation, molecular function: zinc ion binding; nucleic acid binding; ubiquitin protein ligase activity. Gene Ontology annotation, cellular component: nucleus. The coding region runs from base 285 to 5432 and encodes 1715 amino acids. Gene Ontology annotation, biological process: protein ubiquitination; ubiquitin-dependent protein catabolic process; mRNA processing. NCBI's taxonomy places the organism in Eukaryota, Metazoa, Chordata, Actinopteri, Syngnathiformes, Syngnathidae. The record is from RefSeq and is a predicted model, not a curated record.